UCAAAACCAAUACCUUACCUAGAACCCACCUCUGCCACCCAGAUCCAAAUCCAAUACAAAAUAAGAGUCGUUUGACCCUACCCAUUACUCCAUCAGUGAAAGACUUCGGUGAUGUUUCAGUUCAAGUCUUCUCUUUCCGUCGUCUCCUUCUCUCUCCUCUCCAAUAUUUCCAUUUCUUCUUGAACCCCUCUUUCUCUCUAUCUGUGUACAAUUUCUUUUCCAGUGAUUGUGCGUUUGGAGCAGAACUCUGAUCACCAAUCAAUCACUUUCCGAUGGCGUUGAGCACCCAAGUUAGAGCCUCCACUGGUUCUGAUUUCCCAUGGAAAUACGACGUGUUUUUGAGCUUUAGAGGCGAAGACACCCGAAAGGGCUUCACAGACCACUUAUACGACAAGUUGCAGUGGAGAGGAAUCAGGACUUUCAGGGACGACCCAGAACUUGAAAGAGGCACUGCCAUCUCUCCGGAGCUCCUCACUGCAAUCGAGCAAUCCAGGUUUGCGAUCGUUGUUCUUUCGCCAAACUACGCUUCUUCCACGUGGUGCUUGCUUGAACUCUCUAGGAUUUUUGAAUGCAUGGAAGAGAGGGGGGCAAUUCUUCCAAUCUUUUAUGAGGUGGAGCCGUCUCAUGUGAGACAUCAAAGGGGCAGCUUUGCUGAAGCGUUCGAUGAACAUGAAGAGAAGUUUGGGGAAGAUAGUAAGGAGGUGGAAGGGUGGAGAGAUGCUUUAAGCAAAGUAGCCAAUCUCGCUGGGUGGACUUCAAAGGAUUAUAGGUACGAAACAGAGCUUAUGAAAGAGAUUGUGCAAGCACUGUGGAGCAAAGUGCAUCCUACUUUAACCAUAUUUGAUUCCACAGAGAAGUUAGUUGGAAUAGAUGCUAAGUUUGAGGAAAUAGAUGUUCUUUUAGAUAAUAAAGCAAAUGAUGUUCGCUUUAUAGGGAUAUGGGGGAUGGGUGGGGUGGGUAAGACCACCCUUGCUAGAGUGGUGUAUGAGAAAAUUUCUCAUCAGUUUGAAGUUUGCAUCUUUCUUGCUAAUGUCAGAGAGGUUUCUGCAACACUCGGUCUAGUUCGUCUACAGAAACAAAUUCUUUCCCGAAUCUUGAAGGAAGAAAAUGUUCAAGUAUGGGAUGUUUAUGAUGGAAUGACUAGGACAAAGAGAUGUGUAUGUAAUAAAGCGGUUCUUCUAGUUCUUGACGAUGUGGAUCAAUCAGAGCAACUAGAAAACUUGGUGGGAGAAAAAGACUGGUUUGGUAUAAGGAGUAGAAUCAUCAUUACAACCAGAAAUCGACAUGUACUAGUCACACAUGGUAUAGAAAAACCAUAUGAGGUGAGGGGAUUAAACAAAGAUGAAGCCCUUCAGCUUUUUAGUUGGAAAGCCUUUAGGAAAUAUGAGCCAGAAGAAGAUUAUGCAGAACGCUCGAAGAGUUUCGUUAGCUAUGCUAAAGGUCUUCCCUUAGCACUUAAAACUUUGGGGUCUUUCUUGUAUAAAAGAAGUCCAGAUGCAUGGAGUUCUGCCUUGAAAAGACUACGGAAUACUCCCAACAGAACAGUUUUUGAUUUGCUAAAAGUAAGUUAUGAUGGACUUGAUGAGAUGGAGAAGAAGAUUUUUCUGGACAUAGCAUGUUUUUCAUUGCAAUGUCAAGCCAAGUUUAUUAUUGAACUACUAUACAGUUCUGACGUUUGCACUCGUAUUGCAAUAGAUGUUCUUGCUGAGAAAUGUCUCUUAACUAUUUCAUCACACAAUGAAAUAGGUAUACAUGAUUUGAUAAAAGAAAUGGGAUGUGAAAUUGUUCGACAAGAGUGUUAUGAAGAGCCUGGUGGACGCAGUCGGUUGGGGCUUCGCAAAGACAUUUUUCAUGUAUUCACAAAGAAUACGGCAACAGAAGCGAUUGAAGGCAUAUUCUUACACUUGCAUGAUUUAGAAGAGGCAGACUGGAAUCUUGAAGCCUUAUGUAAAAUGCGUAAACUGAAGCUGCUCUACAUUCAUAAUUUGAGGCUUUCUCUUGGCCCCAAAUAUCUUCCUAAUUCCUUGAGAUUUCUGAAUUGGAGUUGGUAUCCUUCAAAAUCUCUACCACCAGGUUUUCAGCCGGAUGAACUUACAGAACUUAGAUUGGUUCAUAGCAACGUUGAUCACCUCUGGAAUGGAAUAAAAUACUUGGGUAAGUUGAAAUCUAUCGAUCUUAGUCACUCCAUAAACUUGACAAGGACCCCAGAUUUCACAGGUAUUCAAAACCUUGAGAGGUUGGUUCUUGAAGGUUGUACGAAUUUAGUUAAGAUUCAUCCAUCCAUUGCAUUGCUCAAGAGACUCAAAAUUUGGAAUUUUAGAUACUGCAAAAGUAUCAAGAAUCUACCAAGUGAAGUAAAAAUGGAAUUUCUUGAAACUUUUGAUGUAACUGGCUGCUCAAAACUGAAAAUGAUUCCAGAAUUUGCGGGGGAAAUGAAAAGAUUUUCAAAGCUUUCUUUAAGUGGGACUGCUCUUGAGAAACUGCCUUCAUCAAUUGAGCGCUUCAGUGAGAGUUUGGAGGAGCUUGAUUUGAGUGGAAUUGUUACAAGAGAGCUGCCAUACUCCAUUUUUCUUAUGCAGAAUCUCAGAGUAUCAUCUUUUGGCUUAUUUCCAAGAAAGAGUCCUCACCCUUUGAUUCCUUUGUUAGCUUCUUUGAAGCAUUUGUCUUCAUUGACGACAUUAAAUCUUAAUGACUGUAAUCUCAGUGAAGGAGAAAUUCCCAAUGAUAUUGGUUCUCUGUCCUCCUUAGAGAGAUUGAAACUCAGAGGAAACAAUUUUGUUAGCCUUCCAGCGAGCAUUCAUUUGCUUUCUAAGCUUCAUGAGAUUAACGUGGAGAAUUGUAAAAGGCUCCAACAAUUGCCAGACCUUCCAUUAAACAACUGUUUACAAGUAAGAACCAACAAUUGUACUUCCUUACAAGUGUUACCAGUUCCAUCAGAUUUGUGCAAAUUAUGGAGAUUUUCACUCAGUAUCACCAAUUGCCCCGACAUUGAUGGCAAUCAAGGUUCUAGUCAUUUCUUAUAUUCAAUGCUAAAGCGUUGGCUUGAGGAAACCCCUAAUGGUUGUACGUACGACAUUCAUAUUACUGGAAGUGAAAUUCCCGACUGGUUCAGUAAUCAAAAUGUGGGAAACUCCAUAACUGAAAUUGUUGAACGUAAUAGCAAGUGGAUUGGGAUUGUUGUAUGUUCUUUAAAUGCCCCUCUAUUCAAUCCGUCUGAAGAUCUUGCACCUUUUGACCAUUUCUCUUGUCACUGGAACGAAGAUGGCCCUGGCAUUUACGACGGUUACGGUUACGGCAGUAGGCCAACCAACCAAAUUACGUCGGAUCACCUUUGGUUACUUUUUUGGUCUAGGCAUACAUGGGAUUAUCUGGGGGACAAUCGCAAUGAGGUUAAGUUUACUAUCAAAGCCUAUUCAGCUAUAGGAUACCACCGUUUCAGGGAGGUGGAGAGGAAGGUGAAGAAAUGUGGGGCCCGUGCACUGUACGAGCACGACAUGGAAGAGAUCAUCAGCAAAAUGAACCAAUCCAACGACAACAUUUCUAUUUCCGAGGCUACCCGUUCUGAUUGCGCAUAUGAAAGUGGUGGCAUUGGUAACAGAACAAACAAGGCAGCAACGAGCAGAAGUGGUGGCUCCGAUGAAGAAUAUUACUCUGCAGAAGAAUGAAAGAACUAUAAAAACAGGGCCUUUCUUUGUGCUUGAUAUAAUCAGGCAGUGCUAAUACUGCUAUUCUCAGUGUUCAAGACAAGGGAAGAGAAUGGGGCUUUUGGAGAGAUGCAUGGCAAGAAAAAGGUCGGCCGGUAGUGGGCAAACUCUUGGAAAAGGUCGCUACUUAACUAUUGCUUGCCUUCCCGUGGAAGCUACACAUGAAGAUCUGCAAAGACUCGGGACGGGUUUCAGUUUCUAUGUACCAAAGCAGGGGAAAAAAGUUGUCAUGGCAGCUUUGGACUGUAAUAUUUCCUAUUGAAGCUUCCCUGUAGGCGCUAUGGUUGCUAGACAGAAGGAUUGUAGACAUGAGACAUGUUUAGUUGGGAGGUAUCUAGUUUUCUUGAUUGGUUUCUGACUUUCUGUUUUAGUAGCAAGUCCAGAAAUUGUAUAGGGAGGAGACAUUUUUUCUUGUUUUAUGUUUAUUUACUUAACCAAUUGGUUCAUCAAAACUUUUGUUCAUGGGAUUUUAUACUACACUAAUCCGCUAAGGCAUGCAUACUGAGCUAGAAUUUGUGUGGUUUUGUCCAAAUUGAUUCUCUUAUUUAAGGUCUGUGAUGAAAAUGACAUCCACCAA
Rosa rugosa (rugosa rose) is the source of this 4281-nucleotide messenger RNA. Its product is annotated as TMV resistance protein N-like. Gene Ontology annotation, biological process: signal transduction; defense response. The record is from RefSeq and is a predicted model, not a curated record. The transcript is spliced from 7 exons. Lineage: Eukaryota; Viridiplantae; Streptophyta; Magnoliopsida; Rosales; Rosaceae. Gene Ontology annotation, molecular function: ADP binding. The coding region runs from base 273 to 3665 and encodes 1130 amino acids.